This is a messenger RNA of Ectocarpus siliculosus, 1557 nucleotides long. The record is from the annotation of a GenBank genome assembly. NCBI's taxonomy places the organism in Eukaryota, Phaeophyceae, Ectocarpales, Ectocarpaceae.
GUGACAGCAGUGGGAUAAAGGCUGUACACGCGUCCGUCAUGGCUACCAGCAGCAAGUCGCACCAACGGACGGGGGAGCAAGCUUGGGGGAAGAUCAGCAAAGUGAACGCGGAGCUGUUCACGCUUACGUAUGGGGCCAUGGUGAUGCAGCUGAUUCAGGACUUCGAGGAUGUAGGGGCGGUCAACAAGCAACUCGAGAGCAUGGGUUACAACAUCGGGGUCCGGCUGAUCGACGAGUUCCUCGCCAAGGCUGGGGUCUCGACGCCCUGCACCGACCUCAAGGAGACCGCCGAUGUCGUCGCAAAGGUGGCGUUCAAGAUGUUCCUGGGGGUAACGGCCGACGUUUCGUCUUGGAACGGCGACGGGACGGCGUUCAGCCUGCUCCUGUACGACAACCCCCUCAUAGAAUUCGUGGAACUCCCUCCUCAGUACAGCGGGCUCCUCUACUCCAACCUACUUUGCGGGGUAAUUCGCGGUGCCCUAGAGAUGGUACAGAUGAAGGUUUCCUGCCGGUGCGUGCGAGACGUGCUCAGAGGGGACGACGUCAACGAGAUCAGGGUGGAGCUGAAGGAGAUGAUGGAAGACGUCAUGGACGAGGACUACAAAGAGGGAUAGCGCUAUCUACCAAGUACUGCGUUGUAAAAAAUACCUUCUCCAGUGCUAUUGUUUGUAUGACACCGAGUUGAUUGGACGCCCGCGUUAUUCUCAAGUUUUUUUGUGGCCUCAAGGUGAUUUUGACGCCCGUGUUAAUUCUCAAGGUGAUUGAGCGUCCGCGUUUUUCUCAAGUUUUUUUGUGGCCUCAAGGUGAUUUUGACGCCCGUGUUAAUUCUCAAGGUGAUUGAGCGUCCGCGUUAUUCUCAAGUUUUUUUGUGGCCUCAAGGUGAUUUGACGCCCGUGUUAAUUCUCAAGGUGAUUGGGCGUCCGCGUUAUUCUCAAGUUGACUGGAUAUCUGUGCGUUGGCAAAGAGAGAGACGAGAUUAAGUGCUGAUGUUCCUCCUUUACAAUUCACCAGGGCAAGGCAACACCACGGAUUUUCUCAAGACUGUGUGACCCCAGCUUGGAUGCCGCAGUGACUACCGAAAGUUGGUUGGCCUCGGUGGCUCGAAAUAUUAGUAGGAGAGAAUGAAAAGACUUGACAGGAAAAUACGUGUGGACUAGUCUUUCUACACGUUCGGCCGCUAUUCUGCUUUUGACGUAAUCUCGAGGAAACGUUUUUGGUUUUUGUCUCAAGCCGUGCACUUCCGGCUACAAUACCGUAGAGGAACUCCUCCGCUCAGUCACGCCCGGCUGUCGCUGCCCGAGUCGCAUUUCCACGUGUGCUGCGCGGGGGGGUGGAUUGAUUCUUCAAGAGCAAGUUGUGCUUCGAGGGAGAAGAAAAAAUGUUGACUCAGCUGGCUGCCCAUUUUCUCUGGCUCAAGCCUACCGCAGGAAAUUAGCGGCGUCAAGAGAUGCAAUGGCCAAAAGGAGCCCCCCCAUCUUGGGGCUUAAAAUCCCGGAUAGAUAAGAAGUUUUCGCUGUUAAAAAGGCUUUCGGUUCAGGCAGCGGGGGGCUGAGGGAU